Messenger RNA from Trypanosoma cruzi, 4815 nucleotides. RefSeq names its product dispersed gene family protein 1 (DGF-1), putative. Gene Ontology annotation, molecular function: Notch binding. The transcript has a single exon. The record is from RefSeq and is a predicted model, not a curated record. Bases 1 to 4815 code for a protein of 1604 amino acids. Lineage: Eukaryota; Euglenozoa; Kinetoplastea; Trypanosomatida; Trypanosomatidae.
AUGGGCCUGUCGAUCAGGGGGAGUGGUGUGCGCGUGCACGUGAGCGUGGUCUCCUCGAUUUUGGAUGCUGGUGAUUUGGAGUUUAGGGGUGAUUUUGGCUCGAGCUCCCAGAUACUGGUGGCGGGCAGUAAGCUUGUGAUGACGUCUGGCCACACCAUUCAAUUCCAGAGGUUUUCUCUUGGUGCGAAUUUGACGCUGCUGCUGCUGCUGCUGCUUGACAACAGCAUCGAGGGGAGUAGGUACGCAGUUUAUUUCUCCGAUGCUGUUGUUGUUGAUGGUGGCGGGAUCCUUAUAAAGGGAAAUACGCUGAUCACAACGGACGAAGAUGAGGGUGUGGAAUCAUCUGUUUGCUUUUACGCUGUGGAAGUGAAUAAUGGCGGCUACCUUUUUGUGGAGAACAACACGAUGAACGCGGCUAAUGGUGUUUUUGUUUUUGGUGAUACUUCCGUGAGCUCCGCUGGGCUGCUGCGAGUGGCGGACUGCGACUUUGUUGGCCGAACGAAGGUUUCGUAUUCCGCCCUUUUGUACUUGGACGGAUCGGUGACACUUGAGGGUGGUGCACAAUGGCGUGUGGAGGGCAACGUCGUGGGCGCAGUUUCAGUAUUAACUAUUCCGUAUUCCUGGCACAAAAUUAAACUGUCGGGCAGCGGCACCGCCGUGGUGCUUGCAAACAACCGUCAGGUGGACGAUAGCUGUCCUUUUGCUGAUCUGGCUCUGCCGAACAUGAUUGUGGUUUCACCCGCGCGGUUUGUGGUUGGGUGCAACCUGCAGGGCGAUGAGGAGGUGUUGUAUGACGGUUUGUUUCCUGGGGAAGUGGUGGUGUUCAGAUGCGGCACAUGCAACGACAACGCGGCGUGCUACAUGCCCGGGACGGAGUCGGUGAACCGCGGCUCGUGCUCGUGCAGCUGCAAGGACGGAUGGCGUGGCGCGUCGUGUCUUCCCUUCGAGGUGCCCGACACUGUUGUGCCGCCCGUAGCGGAGAGAGCCGUCGACGGCGACACGAGCUGCGUGGUGAACCAGACGCUGACGAACCUCACGCUGAACAUGUGGAAGACGCACCACUGCUACGUGGGCGUGACAUUCAACGGCGUGGGUGCUGUGCUGAAGUUUUUUUUCAACGGUAUGCCGCUGCAUCUCCCCAUCAACAUCACGCUCAGUGGGUGCACGUUCCUUUACGGGGCUGUGCUGCAGUUUGUUGGGGGAGCUGAGGCGGCCGAGUCAUCCGGCGUCCUGAUCCGCGUGAGCCAGACGGUGAUGCGGCGGUCCUCUGUUGUUGUGUUUGCACUCGCCCUCCCGCAGCACUGCGACAUUGCCGUCACGGAGGUUGACGCGGUGCAGUUCUCCGUGGUCCAGUUGCUGGAAUCUGUGAACAACAUGUGGAGCGUUAUGAUGCUGCGGAACGUCGUGUUGAGUGCGUCCUCGUUGUUGGUGAGCAACGUCAAAGCGCGUGCAUUUGGUUACGGUGGGUUCGGUUUGUACUCGACCGGGACGCUGACGCUGGUGAGUGGCGGCUCGCUGUACGUGCGGUACUGCAGCCUUGAUGGGUACGAACACCUGUUCUACGUGCACGGGCUCAGUGUCCGCGACUACUCCGUUUUUGCACUGCUCAACAAUACAAUGUUCUCCGGGACAAGCUUCUUGUAUCAGAAGCAAAACUUCAGCGUGUCGGAUCACAGCGUGUUGCGCGUGGUGGGGAGCAGUGGUUCCGUUUCCAACGCCAUCUGUGCAUAUAAUUUGUGGAUUGUUGAGCAGUCAAGCUGGCUGGAUUGGCGCGACAACGACGUGGGAGUGGGUGCGAUGUUCCGUUACUCCCUAAUAACUGCUUUUAUCAUUGACGGCAGCAGUGUGACGACGCUGACGGGCUGCAAGAUGGGCUUGACGGGGUUGUCGGGACCUCUGCUAUCUCGAGCCGACGCCGGCUACCGGUUCGUUUCUGGGUGCCUGACGGUCGCGGGACGUGUGCUGACGACGGCGGCUGAACUGGAGCUGAACGGCAUUACCAACGUGACGAUGGUUGCCGCGUGCGGGGAGUGCACGAAGGAGGGAGACUGCUUUGCCCCGCUGACGACGGCGGUCAGCGACUGCAAGUGCCAGUGCGCUGCUGGAGGGCACGGCGAUUUGUGCGUCCCGGCGCCUGUGCCUGCUGGCCCACUGUCACCGCCGCCACCACCGCCACCGCCACCGCCACCACGCACACCGCCACCGCCGCCGUUUGGUGAGUGCAUCAGCGACAUGGUGUACCCCGAGGUGGCGCAGGCUGUGGGCAGCGGGCUGUCGUGGCUGUGCUACCGCAACGUGACGUUCAGCGGGGGCGGCAUGAGCCUGACGGUGCUGAUUGGGGCGAUGACGGGCGAAGUGGUGAAUGUCACGUUUGAUGGAUGCACGUGGAGGGACGGUGCCGUGCUGGUGCUGUUGGGCAACGCGUACGCCGCUGUGGGGUCGCUGAACAUCGUUGUCACCGGCAACAGGUUUCAUGACGCGCUGCUCAGCCCGGAGGGUGGGUUUCCACCGCACACGAACAUCACAAUCAGCGGGAACCGCUUCACGGUCACGAGGCUGAUCCCUCGAUUUUGUUUGGGCGUUAGGAGGCCUUCGUGCGUUGCGAUGAAUGGACUGGCGGUCAGCAACGACUCCGCGGUGGUGCUGAGCGGCAAUGUGUUUCAGACCGUGACAGCAUCGUCGAGCGCCAUUUACGUCGUUGGAUCUUCGCUGAGGGUGUCGUGGCACUCCGUGUUUGCGGUGGUGGGCAACACGUUUCAUAUGGCCAGCGCUAACGGUACGCUGAUAUAUAUUGGAGGCUCUAGACAUUCUUUGUCGCUGAGUGUACUGAACAACUCUGCCGUGGUGAUCCGAGGCAACGUUGUGACGAGGCCGGUGAAGUACUUUAUUGUAUUCCUUUGGUCCUUACGUGUGGAGUCCCAGUGCGCGGUUGUGUUUCAGGGCAACGACAUGCAGGGAAGCUUGGUUGUGUUUUACUCAGUUUUUUCUUCCUACAUUUUCUACAACUUCUGGCUGCAGUUGAGCGGCAACCUCUGCCGCGUAUCCCCAUCGGAAGGCUUUACUGUUUUUAACCCCACGGUGAAUCUCCGCGACUCCACGGUGUCUGUGUCUGGCAACCGAUUCAUGUCCAGCACAGUCUCGCCAACAGUGCUGCUGAUACCCAAAAGUUCCCGCGAUCUCACAAACGGAGCGAUUGUUGCUGCGUGCAACACUGUGAACGGCGGGGAGGAGGCGAACUACGUUAUUCCUUUCGUGUACAAUGCCACCAUUUUGACCUGCAGCGACCCAUGCGCCCUCGCGGCGUCGUGCUUUCCUGCUUACACAUCGACGGCCUCGAGUGAUGGCUGCGCCUGCACGUGCGCUGAGGGGGGCCACGGCGAUGCGUGUCUGCCCGUUGCUGUUCCCGAGCCACCGAGCACCGACGGCGCCGAAUUGUGCGUGCAGGACGUGCGUGUGGGUGUGGAGGUGAGCGCGGGUCUUGGGACGUCGGUGGCGUGCUACGUUGGUGUGACCUUUGCGGCGGACGUCGUGGUGGACGUGGGCUUGAUGUCAGGGAGCGUGCGCAACGUGACGCUGGCGAACUGCACUUUUUUGGACGGAGCGAGCCUGUACGUUGUUGGGUGGCUGUCCGACCCGACUGCUGGACAGCGCGCCGAUGUGUUGAUCAGCGGACUUGAGUCGCGCUCUGGCGGCGGCGUGGUGGUGGCUAACCGAUUUCCGCCGGGCUCGCGCGUCACCGUGGUGGACUCGGUGCUGAUUGCAGAGAAGCGCGUUGCGUACCGCGGCGUCUACGACCUUGGCGACGCGUCCGCGUGCCUCGUGGUGCACAACGUGAAUCUGACUGGGAGCGUGCUGACCAUCGCGCGCACGCAGGUGGCGGCGGUGUUCCGCGACGCUGUUGGCGUGUUGGUGGUUGGCGGCGUGGCGCUGUCGUCGUGCGGUGCGCUGUACGUGGACGGGCUGUCGGUGCAGACGGCGCUGGGGCUGUGCGUGUCGGUGGAGGGCGGUGUUGCUGCCAGCGGCGGCUCCGUGGUGGCGUUUGUUGACAGCGACUUCCUGCUGUGCGAGCACGCGGUGUCUGUGCGUGGGGCUGUCAGCGUGUCGGGCUCCGCUGUGGCGCUUGUGCGGAGCGACUUUUUGACGACGGAGAACUACGCGGUGGCGUUUUAUUCGGCGGUGAGCCUGGCCGGCGGGUCGAUGCUGCUGGUGAAGGGCAACGUGCACGACGGCGUCUUGAGGGAGAUGCUCUACGCCGCUGGCGCCGUGACCGCUGCUGGGAGCACGCUGAGCUUUGUGCGCAACCGAGCGCUGCUGCCGCGGAUGCUGACGGUGAGCCUGUCGCUUGCGGCUGGGGCGCAUUUGAGGGUGGCGUGCAACGACGCUGGUGGACGUGUCCUGUCGACGGCGGAGGAGUACGCUGCGGCUGGUUUUGGCGACGCUGGGCGCACCGACGUUGCCGGGCGCGACGCCUGCGACAGGGACAUUUACUGCUACGCUCCCGAAACGGCGUCUGCGAGCAUGAAGGACGGUGUGUGCGUGUGCGCGUGCGGCAGCGGCGGGUACGGCGAGGCGUGCGUGCCUGUGGGAGCUCCCGCGCUGCCGCCUGCUGUGGGCACUGCGUCGAGUGCGUUUGUCCGCGAGGGCGUGACGGUGCGGUCGGUGUUCGUUGUGCCUGCCGGCGCGAGCGAGGUGACGCUGCGCCACGUUGUGCUGGACGGCGUGAGUCCGGUGCUGUACGUGCCGUGGAUGGCGCGAGAGGGCGUGCGGGAGGACGGUGUGGAUGCAUGUUGGGGAGCGCUCGGCGAAUUGACCUGA